Messenger RNA from Pelmatolapia mariae (spotted tilapia), 1459 nucleotides. Its product is annotated as transcriptional repressor protein YY1-like. Gene Ontology annotation, molecular function: DNA-binding transcription factor activity, RNA polymerase II-specific; RNA polymerase II cis-regulatory region sequence-specific DNA binding. Gene Ontology annotation, biological process: regulation of transcription by RNA polymerase II. The record is from RefSeq and is a predicted model, not a curated record. Gene Ontology annotation, cellular component: transcription regulator complex; chromatin; PcG protein complex. The coding region runs from base 251 to 1351 and encodes 366 amino acids. The transcript is spliced from 5 exons. Lineage: Eukaryota; Metazoa; Chordata; Actinopteri; Cichliformes; Cichlidae.
GAACUUUGGGAACCCCCACUAUCGCUAGUAGCACUGUUAUCGCUGGGUUCAGUGAAGUCUCGCGAUGUUUCCUUGUGACAGAGGAUAGUGGCGACGAGAACUGGCGUGGGACGGAGUGAAGAGAGUUGUUAUCGAAGAGGGAGAAGAGACAGCGGCAGGAGCAGAGCAGGGGGUGUGUGAGUGUGUUUGUGAGGUCCUAAAAGGAGCACAACACGGCGUGAAUGAGAGAGACAAGCUGGUGAAUUUCAACAUGGCAUCCGGAGAUACGCUGUACAUUGAGACAGACGGCUCGGAGAUGCCGGCCGAGAUUGUGGAGCUCCACGAGAUAGAGGUAGAGACGAUACCGGUGGAAACUAUCGAGACCACGGUGGUCGGCGGGGAUGACGACGACGACGGGCAGCCCAUGAUCGCGCUCCAGCCACUGGUCACGGACGACCCCAGCUCGAUCCACCACCACCAGGAGGUUAUCCUAGUCCAGACCCGGGAGGAGGUGGUCGGUGGGGAUGACUCGGACCUGCAUACGGACGGCGGUGGAGGGUUCGAGGACCAGAUCCUCAUCCCGGUGCCGGCUCCUGGGGUGGAGGACGAGUAUAUUGAGCAGACUUUAGUGACUGUGGCUGGGAAGAGCUCAGUGGGUCGGGUGAAACGAGGCGGCACUGGUGGGAAGAAAGCGGGCAAAAAGAGCUAUUUAAGCGGCGCUGAGGGCGGCGGAAGAAAAUGGGAACAGAAGCAGGUGCAAAUAAAGACACUGGAGGGGGAAUUUUCUGUUACAAUGUGGGCAUCGGAUGAUAAUAAAGACAUUGACCAUGAAUCGGUGGUGGAGGAGCAGAUCGUCGGGGAGAACUCUCCUCCGGAUUACUCCGAGUACAUGACGGGGAAGAAGCUGCCCCCUGGUGGUAUCCCGGGGAUCGACCUUUCAGACCCAAAACAGCUGGCUGAGUUUGCCAGAAUGAAACCCAGGAAAGUCAAAGAGGACGAUGCCCCCCGCACGAUAGCUUGCCCUCAUAAAGGCUGCACAAAGAUGUUCAGGGAUAACUCGGCCAUGAGGAAGCAUCUCCACACCCACGGACCCCGUGUGCACGUCUGCGCAGAGUGCGGCAAGGCCUUUGUUGAGAGCUCCAAGCUCAAGCGCCAUCAACUCGUUCACACAGGGGAGAAACCCUUCCAGUGCACCUUCGAAGGCUGCGGGAAAAGGUUUUCUCUGGACUUCAACCUGCGCACGCACGUGCGGAUCCACACUGGAGACCGGCCCUACGUCUGCCCUUUUGACGGCUGCAAUAAGAAAUUCGCCCAGUCAACCAACCUAAAGUCUCACAUUCUCACACACGCCAAAGCCAAAAAUAACCAAUGAGAACGUAUCCGUCAGCGUCGAGUCACGAAGACGAAAAAAGAAGAAAGAAAAAAAAAAAGAGCAUUCUAGCGACACACGUGAGACCUCGUUUGAAGAUGGAAUGAGAAG